AUGCCUCAUGUUACCACCCGAACACUCAGGAUGCCCCAGGGUGGGCAUCCCACAAAUCUGCCUGCAGACAAGUGUGUCUCUUCAAGUGUCACUCAAGUAAUAGUGAAGACAGCAGGCAAGCAGCAAUCGUUUAUGGUAGCAGAUGACAUCUCAGUGAAGCAGUUCAAGGAGAAGCUAUCAGCUCAUUUCAAAUGCCAAAUGGACCAGUUAGUGCUGGUCUUCAUGGGUUGCCUCCUCAGAGACCAUGACACACUGAACCAGAGGGGCAUCCUAGAUGGCCACACCAUCCACCUAGUCAUCAGAUCCAAGCAUAGGUCCCAACCCCUAACCCAUUCCUCCCGGAACAUGCCAACCAGUGAGCACUGCGACAGGGAUGGGAACACCCAAGUAAAGAGCAGUGGGGUUCAUCAGGCUGCUAGCAUAAGUCAGACCCCGGUGGAAUCACCAUUCUUUGUGGAGCCUGAGAUGCCUGAGGUGAAUACCCAGAAUGUGGAAGCAGGCAGUCCUGGGCACGUGGCACCAAUGCUCGAUGAUCCUAGCAUCCAGCGGCUUCUGUCCAACACGGAUCUCAUGAGACAGUUCAUUUCAGAACAUCCAGAGAUACAACAACUGAUGCAGCAGAACCCAGAGGUCUCACACAUCUUUGACAAUUAUGAUAUACUAUGGCAGACUCUGGAGCUGGCCAGAAACCUUGCCAUAAUCCAAGAGAUAAUGCAGAUCCAACAACCUGCACAGAAUCUUGAGCAUCCACAGAAUCAACAGCCAUAUCUGGGCUUAGAGACAACUCCAGGUGUGGACAAUGCCUUGGGUCAAAGCUGUGCUGAUUUCAAUGACCAAACGCCCAACAACUUGCAAGAUAUCUCUGGGGGAAACCUUUUUACAGCUCUUCUGUCAGGACAAGAGCCAGAACAAGUCCAGUCUUCACCCUCACCACCACCACCACCACCACCACCAUUCCAGGAACAGCAGGACCAACUCCCACAAUUCCCUACAACCCGAGUCAUUUACAGCAGUUCAUGUGGUUUAUCUUCAGCCAAUGCUACCUCCAGCAGGGUGAACAAUACUACCAGGGUCAGUGCUGCUACCAUCUCUACCAAGAACCAAAGUCAUAUGUGUGCCAUUCAGCAGCCAAUUGGGGUGCCAGCGCUACCCAGCAUAGAGCCCACCCAGAAGCACCAGGCAGAAGGUAAGGAUGACAUCUAUCUCAGUGACUCUGACCAGAGACUGGAGGAUGAUCUAAAGCUGUUGGAUGAGCAGACCAGCUCUCAGAUUACCAGAAGCAUGAUGCAGCUACUUAUAAACAACCCCUGCCUGGCAGCCCAAAUGAUGUUGUUCAUGAGUAUGCCCCUGCUGAGUGAACAAUGGAGGCAACAGAUGCCCACAUUCCUGCUGCAGACACAGUUUUCUGACUUGCUGGUAUCCCUUGCCAACCCUAAAGCAUCACAGGCAAUACUGCAGAUUGAGCAGGGUCUCCAGCUUUUGGCCACAGAGGCUCCUGUUCUUCUGCCCUGGGUUGCACCCUACCUAUGGGGCAUGGGUUGGCUUCCUGCCCCCAGCUGUAGAUAUCCUGACAUGGCUCCCUGGACUUUGGAUGCGCCAGACAUGGCUGAUCCCCAAGGGCCUGAGGGUUGCCACAAGUCUGGAGCAGUCCUGCAGAGGCUACAGUCCCUAGCUAAAGACCCCUCUCACUCUCUAUAAGCCCCUGAGAUUCACUUCAGCAAGCAGAUGGAAUCUCUCUAUGCCAUGGGCUUUGGGGACCAUCAUGCCAAUCUGCAAGCACUCAUUGCCACUGAGGGAGGUAACAGUGCUGCUAUCCACAAACUCAAGAAAUCACAGGAAUUCUAA
Orycteropus afer afer is the source of this 1845-nucleotide messenger RNA. It is a transcript of the gene UBQLNL, whose product is annotated as ubiquilin like. NCBI's taxonomy places the organism in Eukaryota, Metazoa, Chordata, Mammalia, Tubulidentata, Orycteropodidae. Gene Ontology annotation, cellular component: cytosol. The record is from RefSeq and is a predicted model, not a curated record. The transcript has a single exon. Gene Ontology annotation, biological process: ubiquitin-dependent protein catabolic process. Gene Ontology annotation, molecular function: polyubiquitin modification-dependent protein binding.